This is a messenger RNA of Rhizophagus irregularis DAOM 181602=DAOM 197198, 731 nucleotides long. Its product is annotated as 40S ribosomal protein uS10. NCBI's taxonomy places the organism in Eukaryota, Fungi, Glomeromycota, Glomeromycetes, Glomerales, Glomeraceae. Gene Ontology annotation, biological process: translation. Gene Ontology annotation, cellular component: ribosome; cytosolic small ribosomal subunit. Gene Ontology annotation, molecular function: structural constituent of ribosome. The record is from RefSeq and is a predicted model, not a curated record.
UGAUUUCGGUAGUUUUUUUUUUAAUAAUUUCUCCCUUGGUCACCGCUGUCUUCCAUUGGUUUUUUUCAAAAAAAAUCACAAGAAACCAUGAGUUACGUCGCUAAGGGUAAAGAUGAAUUUGUUGACGAAGCACCUAAAGUGCAUCGCAUCCGUAUUACUUUAACUUCUCGUAAUGUUAAAGCUCUCGAAAAAGUUUGUUCGGAUCUAAUUGGAAGAGCAAAAGAAAAACAAUUGAGGGUUAAAGGACCUGUACGUCUUCCUACUAAAGUUUUGAGAAUUACUACUCGCAAAUCACCUUGUGGUGAAGGUAGUAAAACUUGGGAUAGAUAUGAAAUGAGAAUUCAUAAACGUUUGAUUGAUUUACAUUCUCCCAGCGAGAUUGUGAAGCAGAUCACCUCCAUCUCAAUUGAACCUGGUGUUGAAGUUGAAGUUACUAUCGCUUCUUAAACUAUAAAUAUGAUUAUUAAUCUUGAUUAUAUCAAAGAAUGAUAUAGUUGAAAAUUGAAUAAAAUAGAGCAACCUUAUUUGCUUUUUUAUUGAUUAUACAUAGCAUAUUGUUUAUUUAUUGAUAAAUCUGUAAAGAGUUGAUUAAAUGCAUUUAUGAUUAAUAGGAAUCAAUUUCAUGUAAUUUGAAAAUUAAAGAAACGCAUUUUAAUUGAAUUAUCUGACAAGCCAGUCACUUAUGACGAUUUUUAUUUCAUUCGCACUAUUUCCACCACGUUGAUUCUUUG